Messenger RNA from Aquila chrysaetos chrysaetos, 3626 nucleotides. RefSeq names its product beta-1,3-galactosyltransferase 2 (gene B3GALT2). The coding region runs from base 867 to 2135 and encodes 422 amino acids. Gene Ontology annotation, molecular function: N-acetyl-beta-D-glucosaminide beta-(1,3)-galactosyltransferase activity. The record is from RefSeq and is a predicted model, not a curated record. Gene Ontology annotation, cellular component: membrane. The transcript is spliced from 3 exons. Lineage: Eukaryota; Metazoa; Chordata; Aves; Accipitriformes; Accipitridae.
UGCUCUGUCAGAAGACAGCAUCUGUCAAAGCCCACAUUUAAACUGCUGCCUGCCUGUGCAGCAGCUGAAGAACUACGGAAUGGAUUUUAUAGACCAGAAUCCUUGGUUAAAACAGCUCAAAACCAUUUCUAUUACUGCCUAGCAACAAUGAAGGAAGGAAUAGAGGGAAAUCCUGUUACUGAAGGCAACUGAACCACUACGCGCUAGCACUCCCUGCUAACAUUACCAUUAGAAACAUGGAUACUGGGGAGAAGAGAACACAGCACUGCAUUGUCCGACAAGGGAAACACCAGAUGUAAAAGCUCCAAUACAUCGGCCGAGAACGCCAGACAGCCCCAAUCAGAACAGAAACGGGAACUACUGUCCUUUUGUUUGAAGGAUGAACAAAAAGUCCCAAGACAAGGACAACACUUAUGAGCAAGGAAGGUAACACAGCAACGAGCAGACAGAUGGACAGACUGGAUACUGUGAAAAGCAAUCGGAGGAAGCAGACUGUUGGGGGAUGUGCGCAUGUUCAAUAGCAUCUUUUUUGCUGAAGUGAUGGCGUGCAAAAACUAUUUUCUGUGGGUAUAAUCCUCGCACCAUAAAUGGCCUGACCAAGGAAGUCAAUAGUUUUAUGAAGCUGAGAAAUAGAUGUGGGUCCUUUCCCUAUCCAUACAAUGCCCUUUUAAAGGGCAAACAGCCUGAAGAUUUUCUAGUAAACUCCCACUUUGAAAAAUCAAGGAAACAUAGUGAGCCAUUUGCAGACAAUUACUCAACAUGAGCAAAAGAAAAUGAAUACCAAAGAAUAGCAGCGGAUUAAAAAACGAUCAGAAAAGCUUUUUGCUUGGCCAUUGUCUCAUAUCCCAUCAUUGGAUUCUUACAACAUGCUUCAGUGGAGAAGACGACACUGCUGCUUUGCAAAGAUGACCUGGAAUACCAAAAGGUCUCUGUUUCGCACCCAUCUCAUUGGCCUGAUCUCUCUUGUAUUUUUUUUUACUAUGUUUCUGUUCUUUAAUCAUCACGACUGGCUGCCAGGCAGGGCUGGGUUCAAAGAAAAUCCCAUGGCUUACACUAUACGAGGAUUUAGAUCUACAAAAAGCGAGACAAACCACAGCUCUAUAAGGAACGUGUGGAAAGACACCGUACCUCAGACGCUCAGGCCUCAAACUGUCACCAACUCCAACAACACGGAUCUGUCACCACAAGGAGUAACUGGUUUGGAAAAUACCCUCAGUGCCAAUGGAAGUAUUUACAACAAGAAAGGUACUGGGCAUCUGACUUCAUAUCUUUUCAAAUACAUCAUCAAUGAGCCUGAGAAGUGCCAGGAGAAGACCCCUUUUCUAAUAUUGCUCAUAGCUGCAGAGCCAGGCCAGGUAGAAGCUAGACAAGCUAUUCGACAAACUUGGGGUAAUGAAAGCCUGACACCUGGCAUCCAGGUUGUUCGUAUUUUUUUGCUGGGGUUAAGCAUCAAGAUAAAUGGAUACCUCCAGCGUACCAUACUAGAGGAAAGCAGACAGUACCAUGACAUCGUUCAACAAGAGUACUUAGACACCUACUAUAAUUUAACCAUUAAAACUCUGAUGGGAAUGAACUGGGUUGCAUCUUACUGUCCACAUGUUCCGUAUGUUAUGAAAACUGACAGUGAUAUGUUUGUCAAUACUGAAUAUUUAAUACACAAGCUUCUGAAACCAGAACUUCCUCCAAGGCACAAGUAUUUUACAGGUUAUUUAAUGAGAGGUUAUGCACCUAACAGGAACAAGGAUAGUAAGUGGUAUAUGCCACCUGAUUUGUAUCCAAGUGAACGUUAUCCUGUAUUCUGCUCUGGAACUGGUUAUGUUUUUUCUGGAGAUUUAGCAGAAAAAAUCUUUAAAGUCUCCUUAAGCAUCAGACGUUUACAUUUAGAGGACGUAUAUGUGGGGAUCUGUCUUGCCAAGCUGCGAAUUGACCCUAUGCCUCCACCCAAUGAGUUUGUCUUCAAUCACUGGCGAGUUUCUUACUCCAGCUGUAAAUAUAGCCACCUAAUUACCUCCCAUCAGUUCCAACCUAGCGAACUGAUCAAAUACUGGAACCACUUACAACAAAAUAAGCACAAUGCCUGUGCCAAUGCAGCAAAAGAAAAAGCAGGCAAGUAUCGCCAUCGUAAACUGCACUAGAAGGACAACGCUCCCUCUGUCAAAUGUACUCCAUGUGCCAUUUGUAAAUACCGCUGAACGCAUGUACAGUGAAAAUGGAUGAGCUUAAUGGGACAGCCUUUAGUUGAUCCCCAUCACAUAGUGGAGUCUGAAAAUUAUUUUUUUAAGUUAAAAAAAGUAUAGCUCUUGAUAACACUACUAUUAUGAAACUAUAACCAAAAGGUUUUCCCAGCAAAUUUGAGGAAAAAAGAAGAGGGUAUAUAAGGAUUUUUGUGUUAAUGUGCAAUAAUAAGCAUGCACACUUUGGUAGUACAAUUGCUGAUUUAUGUGCCAAUAAAAUAUAAUUGAGCAUAUUUUCCACAUUAAAAUUUUAUUUUUAAAAAUGCAUUCAUAGCUCUAGUUCUCUUCAAUGUAAUGACUUCUUGUUAUCUAGAAUUGCUAUAAAAUGAAAAAUUAAAAACUAAGGAAAUGCACAAAGGGCAGAUCAGAUUUACCUUCAAAUACCACAUUAAAUUAUUAUAUGCUUCUUUUAAGGUACAAUACAUAUAGCAAUGUCACAUUUACAAUUUAGUAAGACACUACCAAUGAACUCUAACACACUAGGAAAGUAUGCCCUUAAAGUAGGUCCAUUUUUUGGAAGAUUACUUAUUAAUGGUUAGGAAGGAAGGAUAAAUGAAAUGAAAUUUCAGAACACUGCCACUUUGUACAUUACCUUCAGAAAUGCAAGUGAUGUUCUAGAUUCAACUAGAUUCUCCUCAAAAAGCUGACUAAAAGUUACUUAAUACCCUAGAAGUCAUAGGGCGAGGUCCUAAAAUCUGGUGCCAAGUAACAUUCAUAUUGGUAUCUUUGUGCAAAUUCAUUGAAUCUGCUAUUGAUUUCCUUACAUAACUUUAAGGUAACUCAAAGGCUGAUCAGAAAUGCAAAACGGAACUUCAAGUCUUUCACUGUAGUCUCAAAAGUGUUCCAUUUUGUGGAAAGAGAGAGAAACCAACCAAAUGUUUGUUGAUUUUGCUCUUUCCUGCCUGCCAAAAAAAAAAAAAAAAAAAAAAAAAAAAAAAAAAAUCAGUCAAGUGAAAACAGGUCUGCUAGAGAAAAUUAAGCCACACACCUUACUUUAUAGGUGGGGAAGACUAUAAGGUCAUAAUAAGAUUGAGAGCUCCAGAUAGCAAUAUGGGCAAGAACAAAAUCUAAGCAAUUUUAAAAAUUAAAGCCACAAUAUGUACCAUUGAAAAUAAAUUGUGAGAACUAGGUUAAAUCUAUUUACAGGUUUCCAGUUUUCUAACAAACAGAACUUCUAAAGCUUAUUUUCCAACAGAGUUACAGCAGAGUUAUAUCAGAUUCAGGUUAUUACUGUUUUGUCACAGUGCCAGGGUAAGCAAUACCCACCUCUGAUUUAGCAGCAAACAAUGGAACUGUGAUUAGUUUUCUGUUUGACUGGGACUUUUUAAUUGGACAAAAUACAAAUAUUUGAUGUACUUUUAUUAUUUAAUAAAAUUGAUUAUAUUUAUGGUC